Molecule: messenger RNA, 384 nt
Organism: Mesoplodon densirostris (Blainville's beaked whale)
Lineage: Eukaryota; Metazoa; Chordata; Mammalia; Artiodactyla; Ziphiidae
Gene: FABP1
Product: fatty acid binding protein 1
Exons: 4
Coding region: 1-384 (127 amino acids)
Biological process (GO): fatty acid transport
Cellular component (GO): nucleus; cytosol
Molecular function (GO): fatty acid binding
Source: RefSeq, a predicted model, not a curated record
AUGAACUUCUCCGGCAAGUACCAACUGCAGAGCCAGGAAAACUUUGAGGCCUUCAUGAAGGCAGUCGGUAUGCCUGAUGACCUCAUCCAGAAGGGGAAGGACAUCAAGGGGGUGUCCGAAAUCGUGCAUAACGGGAACCACUUCAAGUUCACCAUCGUCACCGGCUCCAAAGUGAUCCAGAACGAGUUCACCUUGGGGGAGGAGUGCGAGAUGGAAUUCCUGACUGGGGAGAAGGUCAAGACGGUGGUUCAGCUGGAAGGCGACAAUAAACUGGUGACAACUCUCAAAGGCAUCAAGUCUGUGACUGAAUUCAACGGUGACACAGUCACCAGCACCAUGACACUGGGUGACAUUGUCUUCAAGAGAAUCAGCAAGAGAAUUUAG